GAGCAGGACCAGGACUCGGACACGAGCCACAGCGAGCCUAUGUGAAAUAAAUAGCAGCAAACCCCGGCUCCCCCUUCGAUCCAUCAAUCCCUCAGUUCGUACGUUCCGGCUGCAAAGGCAACAACCGCUUCAGGUUUGCAUCAAUCGAUAGGGAAACCUGCCCCUGAGCAUCUGGACCCAGGUCCCAGGACGACGAUGAAGCUCGUCCAAAGCAACUUCGCCCGCGACGCGCCCGGCUACGCCAAGCUACUGCCGAAGGUGGACGACGACCUGUGGGACGCCUACAACCUGAUUCUUGCCGGCGACUCCGUUGAGGCGGUGACGUUCCGUAAGAUCACCAGGUCCGGCGGCCGCGACGCGGAGCGCGUGAAGCUGACGCUGGAAAUCGCCGUCGACUCCGUGGAGUACGACAAGGACGGCUCCGUCCUUCGCGUCCGCGGCAGGAACAUCAGCAAGAACGAGCACAUCCAAGUCGGCCAGUUCCACACCCUGGAGCUGGAGCUGAAGCGGCCCUUCGUGCUCCGCAAGGAGCUCUGGGACUGGCCGGCGCUCGACACCAUCAGGCAGUCCUGCGACGACACCGGUGCCAACGCCGACCUGGCGGUGCUUCUGAUGCAAGAAGGGCUCGCCCAGCUCUUCCUCGUCGGGCGAAGCGUGGCGGCGAACCGGGCGCGCGUCGAGGCGCCCAUCCCCAGGAAGCACGGCUCCGCGGCCGUGUCCGCCUACGACGCCGCGCUGAAGGGCUUCUUCGAGCGCGUCCUGGAAGCCUUCCUGAGCCACGUCGACUUCCAGGUCGUUAGGUGCGUCGUGGUGGCGAGCCCCGGGUUCACCAAGGAGCAGUUCCACGGCUACAUGCUCCUGGAGGCCGAGCGGCGGGGCCUGCGCGCCGUUCUGCAGAACAAGGCCCGGAUCGUGCUGGCCCGUGCGCCCUCGGGCUAUGCGCACAGCCUCCAGGAGGUCCUGGCCUGCCCCGGCGUCAAAGCGCUCGUCAAGGACACGCGGCUGGCGCAGGAGGCGCCCGCGCUGGAGGAGUUCUUUGCCAUGGUCAUAAAGGACUCCGACAGGGCUUGCUACGGGCCAAAACAUGUCGACGUCGCGCACGAACGCCUGGCCAUCCAGACCCUGCUGUUCACGGACACCAUGUUUAGGAACAGAGAAGUCGCCGCCAGGCGCAAGUGCGUCGACUUGGCUGAAGCCGUGAAGAAGCAAGGCGGCACCGUGCGGGUGUUUUCGUCCAUGCAUGUCUCCGGCAAUCAGCUGGAGCAGCUGACGGGGAUAGCGGCCAUCCUUCGCUUUCCCCUGCCGGAGUUGGACGACAUUGAGAUGUGAAUACGUCUCCAAGAGCCGCUCUUUUUUCUUUUUUCUUUUUCUCUGGAUAGCGGCCAUCCUUCGCUUUCCCCUGCCGGAGUUGGACGAGAUUGGGAUGUGAUAUACUCCCGUAUAUUACUCUUAUAGCAAUGUAAUUCUUUAAUUAGCUUGUUUCGAUCUUAACAUUCUAGUGCUUGUGCGGCCGGGACGCAGAGCGCGUGAAGCUGCUGUUGGAGAUCACCGUCUACUCCGCGGACUUGGAGGUCGUCAGGUGCGUCGUGGUCGCGAGCCCCAGGUUCACCAAGGAGCAGUUCCAUGGCUACAUGCUCCUUGAGGCCGAGCGUCGGAGCCUGCGCGCCCUUCUCCAGAACAAGGCCCGGAUCAUGCUGGCCCGCGCGACCUCGGGCUACACACACAGCCUCCAGGAGGUCCUGGCCUCCCCUGCCGUGAUGGCGCUGGUCAAGGACACGAGGCUCGCGCAAGUGGCGCCCCCGCGCUGAAGGAGUCCUUUGCCAUGAUCACCAAGGACGCCGACAGGGCUCGCUACGGGCCAAAGCACGCCGAGGUCGCCCACGAACGCCUCGCCAUGGAUACCUUGUUGCUCACGGACAAUAGUCAUAACGUAUCCUAUUCCAUAUAGUAUUUGGACGAUGGAUACUAAAAAAUUCCAAUGACCCCGACGAUGUGGGCAAUUUUUUUACAAACUCGUAAAGGUUUUAGACAGGUGAUCCUCUGUCCCCGAUCCUGUUUAAUAUUAUUGCAGAUAUGCUGGCCAUCCUAAUUGCUCGUGCCAAGGAGGAUGGCCAAGUUGGAGGA
Brachypodium distachyon (stiff brome) is the source of this 2124-nucleotide messenger RNA. RefSeq names its product protein PELOTA 1. The transcript has a single exon. NCBI's taxonomy places the organism in Eukaryota, Viridiplantae, Streptophyta, Magnoliopsida, Poales, Poaceae. The record is from RefSeq and is a predicted model, not a curated record. Gene Ontology annotation, biological process: RNA surveillance; nuclear-transcribed mRNA catabolic process, no-go decay; ribosome disassembly. Gene Ontology annotation, cellular component: cytoplasm. Bases 196 to 1329 code for a protein of 377 amino acids.